AUAUUCCAUUGUGCUUACGGGUGCGAGCAUGUGGGCGUGGCUUAACUAGACCACACCCCCUCAAGUGGAGGUGUUUGACUAUUUGCAUAGGCCGGUGCGCUGUUAGUCAAGUGUCUCCCACACACACACACACACACACACACACACACACACAUGAAGGCAUGGAUGUUGUGAACUUUCUGGAGAACGUGGAGCUAGUGAGAGCCUGGGAAGGAGGCCGCGAUAAUGGACGGAUCAACAAGUGGCGGGAGAAGUUCUGCUUCCCCAACAUCAGCCUCUGCCGCGACAUGGCCGCCAGCAUCGAGCGGGACUACACCGACCUGUGCGUCAAGCAGCCCAUCGGCAGGAAACUCUUCGAGCUCUUCUGUCGGACGCGGGUGGACCUCCGGAACCACGUGGCCUUCCACCAUGAGCUGGAUCAGUUCGAGAAAGAGCAUGGCGAGGAAAGGCGCAUUUCUGGAGUCUACAUCAUUGAAUCCUUCUUCACCAACCAGUCUACACGUCACAUCCCUGCCAUGUCCAAACACAAACAUAGAUGCAUUGAGUACCUGGCGUCGGAUCCUGACGAAGACGUCUUCCAACGCUGCCUGGCAGAAUCGCACGCGUACCUCAGCGGGGAACCUUUCCAGCAGUACCAGGGGAGCAUGUACUUUGACCGCUUCCUUCAGUGGAAGAUGCUGGAAAGGAGACCCAUCAACAAGAACAUGUUUCGACAGUACCGACUUCUAGGCAAAGGAGGCUUUGGAGAGGUGUGGGCGUGCAAGGUCUGCGCCACGGGAAUGAUGUACGCCUGCAAGAAGAUAGAGAAGAAGCUCUUGAAGAAAAGGCGAUGCGAGGCACUGGUGCUCAACGAGAAGCAGAUUCUUGAGAGUGUGGAGAGUCGCUUUAUGGUGAACUUGGCGUACGCCUACGAGACCAAGCACACUCUGUGCAUGGUUAUGACCAUGAUGAGCGGCGGCGACUUGAAGUUCCAUAUACACAAAAUAGGUGCAGCCGGGUUGUCUGAAGACCGAGUGCGCUUCUAUGCCGCCGAGGUCUGCUGCGGCCUCAUGCACCUGCACGCCAACUCCAUCCUUUACAGGGAUUUAAAACCAGAGAACAUCCUUCUGGACAAGGAUGGACACAUCAGAAUCUCCGACUUGGGCCUGGCGGUCAGGGUCGCCGAGGGUGCCAAGGCGAAAGGCCGCGUGGGCACUCUGGGUUACAUGGCUCCGGAGGUGAUCGUCCACAAGUACUACGGGGUGAGCGUGGACUGGUGGGGCUUGGGCUGUCUCAUCUACGAGAUGACGUCGGGACAGAAGCUCUUCGGGACGCGGGGCAAACACAUCAGCAGGGAUGAGUUGGAGCGCCAGAUCCAGAUGGAGCAGGAGGAGUACAGCGAACUGUUCAGCGAGGCGGCCAAGGACAUCUGCUCCCAGCUGCUCAUCAAAGACCCCAUAAACAGGCUGGGCUGCAGGAGAGCAGGGGGGAGAGAAAUUCAGUCGCACCCUUUCUUUCAAGAAGUCAACUUCCGGAUGCUGGAGGCGGGGCUUGUGACGCCUCCUUUCAGACCUGACCCCAAACUGGUGUACUGCAGCGACGUGCAGGACAUCGACGACUUCCCCACCGUCAAGGGGGUCAAACUGGACAAUAGCGACUCAGACUUCUACGCCAGGUUCAACACGGGCAGCGUUCCUAUAGCGUGGCAGAACGAGAUGAUCGAGACAGAGUGUUUCACUGAGCUGAAUGUUUUCGGCCCCCGUGGUGGUCGAUCUCCAGACCUGAUUCCGAAUCCAGAGCCCACUUUACCGACGUCCCGACUUCAACACUUUUUCCAAAAAAAUUCUGCCAGCGGACGGCGAGGACAAACCUGAGAGAACCCUCUGCAACACAAAAUAAUCGAUACUCAAGAUGUACCAUAUGUUCCGGCAAGAAAUCUGCGUUCAAAGGACUCCGGCUUAUUAGUGAUUCCCAAAGCCCAAAAAAAGUCUGCGGGCUAUAGAGCGUUUUCCAUUCGGGCUCCAGUACUCUGGAAUACCCUCCCGGUAACAGUUCGCGAUGCCACCUUAGUAGAAGCAUUUAAGUCUCACCUUAAAACUCAUUUGUAUACUCUAGCCUUUAAAUAGACUCCCUUUUUAGACCAGUUGAUCUGCCGUUUCUUUUCUUUUUCUUCUAUGUCCCACUCUCCCGUGUGGAGGGGGUCCGGUCCGAUCCGGUGGCCAUGUACUGCUCGCCUGUGUAUCGGCUGGGGACAUCUCUGCGCUGCUGGUCCGCCUACGCUUGGGAUGGUUUCCUGCUGGCUCCGCUGUGAACGGGACUCUCGCUGCUGUGUCUUGGAUCCUCUUUGGAGUGGACUCUCGCGACUGUGUUGUAUCCAUUGUGGAUUGAACUUUCACAGUAUCAUGUUAGACCCGCUCGACAUCCAUUGCUUUCCUCCUCUCUAAGGUUCUCAUAGUCAUCAUUGUCACCGACGUCCCACUGGGUGUUGAGUUUUCCUUGCCCUUAUGUGGGCCUACCGAGGAUGUCGUGAUGGUUUGUGCAGCCCUUUGAGACACUAGUGAUUUAGGGCUAUAUAAGUAAACAUUGAUUGAUUGAUUGAUUGAUACUUCUGUGACGUGUGGCGGACGGCUACACGCUGCGUGUUCUGUCACUUUGCUAUUUUUGUAUUGGACGCCUCUCUUGCAUUUACAGCUUUUUAAGUAAACCGUUUUAGGAAAGUCAAGAGUACAACAAAACUCCUUCAGCUUUAUGUGGUUCGGCUUGGAAAAGGUGCAAGCUAAACUCUACUGGUAAACAAAAUGUAGCAUAUUUUUAUUUGCGUCCGUUAAAAAAAAAACACAGCGAGAAGACGGCGGGAGCAGCAAGACUUAAACAGGAAACACAACCCUAAGUGGACUGCAUGUUGACCACGGAUGCUAAAUCAAAUAGUUGAGGAAUGUUUUCUCAGGUCACGCUAAUUCAGUUUCCCCCUUGAAUUUGUUGUAAAUAAAAAUGAACCAGCUGAGUGUAAAUAUUUCUAAUAAAGUGAAAGCCUGUUUUUA
Molecule: messenger RNA, 3020 nt
Organism: Nerophis ophidion (straightnose pipefish)
Lineage: Eukaryota; Metazoa; Chordata; Actinopteri; Syngnathiformes; Syngnathidae
Product: G protein-coupled receptor kinase 6-like
Exons: 16
Coding region: 162-1853 (563 amino acids)
Biological process (GO): protein phosphorylation; signal transduction; regulation of signal transduction
Cellular component (GO): cytoplasm
Molecular function (GO): ATP binding; G protein-coupled receptor kinase activity
Source: RefSeq, a predicted model, not a curated record